Lucilia cuprina (Australian sheep blowfly) is the source of this 4738-nucleotide messenger RNA. RefSeq names its product neuropeptide CCHamide-2 receptor-like. The transcript is spliced from 8 exons. Lineage: Eukaryota; Metazoa; Arthropoda; Insecta; Diptera; Calliphoridae. Bases 887 to 3295 code for a protein of 802 amino acids. Gene Ontology annotation, molecular function: neuropeptide receptor activity. Gene Ontology annotation, biological process: neuropeptide signaling pathway. Gene Ontology annotation, cellular component: plasma membrane. The record is from RefSeq and is a predicted model, not a curated record.
UAAUAUAAAAAACACGAAAGGAAAAUACAAAUAUUAUUUUAAAAUAAAAUUAAAACAUUAAUAAAAUCAUUUCUUCUUUCCCUCCAUUAAAAGAAUAAAUCCUUAAAAGACUUUAAAGGCAAAAAAGGCAAAUUUUAACUAAAAGAAAAAAGUUAAGUGAUUAUACAAAAAAGUAAAACAAAAAUCUACUUAAAAAAAACAACAUCUAAGUACAAACAUAAAAAUAUUAAAAAAAAAAACACAGACACACACAAAAGAAAGAAAAAUGUUACUUAAAUGUUGUUAAAUAUUUAAAACAUAACACAAGUACAACAAUUAAUGUGGCCAAAAUUAAACAAACUCACAUUUUCAAGUGUACAACAGUGUUGAAAAGUUUUCAACUUUGGCAAAACCUUAAAAAUAAAUAGAAAAUGAGAAGUGUAAAGAAACUCACUGAUUCGACAAUUUAAAAGAAAUUGUCCCAAAGGAAAUAAAUUUCUUCCAUAGAAACAACAUUACCAACAACAAUUACCACCAGAACCAAAGUGAGAAGUAAUAAAAGAAGGGAAUAAAGGAAUGUAUGAAUGUAUGUGUAACAUGAUUAUUUACUUUACAAAUUCAGAAAAUUUCAAAUUAAUAAAAUAAUAUUUUUUAAUCAACACAUCGAAUAUGCAAAACAUCCUUGACUCUUCAGUAUUUAUUAAAUUAUUUAUAUAAAAAUAUAAACAGUAAAUUUAAAAAACUCAACCAUGUACAACGUAUUCUGUCAACAACGAUUAGAGCAGCUGCAGCAACAAAAACAACGACAAGAACAACAUAUGUCAUUAUUUUGUAAAUAAUUAUAAAAACAGAAAGAUUUAUUUAACGUUCUUAACUCUGAACUAUAAUUAAAAAUUAUUAUAAAUCUAUGAAAAUGUUACUUUUUGACAAUGAACCCAAUCAAACGUAUUCCAUUUUAUUAUCAUCCAAUGAAUUCGAAAGCAUGGAGUCAUUAUCAGCAUCUGCAACUGCAGCAUCGUCGUCAUCAUCUUCAUCCGCCCUUUGGUUUCCAUCGCCUUCAUCAUCGUCGUCCGCCUCCUCCGAUUCAGCCGUAUCUGCAAUAUGGAAUUUUGAUAAGUUGCCAUCGGCCAAGGCCUUAUUGAAUAACGAAUGGUUGCAGCAGAACAUGAGCCAAAUGCUGAACAUGUCCAGUGACAAUUUAACAAAUUUAUUCACCAGCAUCCAACAGCAGCCGGUGCCACAAUCCCAACGAUCGCCCAUGCCGCUUUUGGCCACAUUGACGGUCUGUUAUACGCUGAUAUUUAUUGCUGGUGUCCUUGGAAAUCUUAUAACAUGUAUUGUGAUAUCUCGUAAUAAAAUUAUGCAUACGGCAACGAAUUUUUAUCUCUUUAAUUUGGCCGUAUCCGACCUGAUACUCCUGUUGUCAGGUAUGCCUCAGGAUUUAUACAAUCUGUGGUAUCCUGACUCAUAUCCUUUUACCGAUGUCCUGUGCGUUAUGGAAGGUGUUUUGUCGGAGACAGCUGCCAAUGCAACUGUACUGACUAUAACAGCCUUUACUGUGGAACGUUAUAUUGCCAUCUGCCAUCCAUUUCGCCAACAUACCAUGUCGAAAUUAUCACGUGCUGUUAAAUUUAUUUUGGCCAUUUGGUUAACGGCUUUUGUGUUAGCUUUACCCCAAGCGAUGCAAUUUUCCGUGGUACCACAGCAUGGUGGUACAGCAUGUACGAUAAACAAUGAUUUCUUUGCACAUGUUUUUGCGGUGUCGGGUUUUAUAUUUUUUGGUGGACCCAUGACUGCAAUUUGUGUUCUUUAUGUACUAAUAGGAGUGAAAUUAAAAAGGAGUCGCUUGUUGCAAGCUGUGCCAAGAAGAUGUUACGAUGUCAAUCGGGGUAUUAGUGCACAAACUCGAGUCAUAAGAAUGUUGAUUGCGGUUGCUGUGGCAUUUUUUCUUUGUUGGGCACCAUUUCAUGCACAACGUUUGAUGGCUGUUUAUGGCUCUACAUCGGGCAUUGAUUCAGAAGUUUUCAAUACCAUCUAUUAUAUAUUGGAUUAUACCUCAGGUGUAUUGUAUUUUCUGUCGACCUGUAUUAAUCCUUUACUCUACAACAUAAUGAGCCAUAAGUUCCGUGAAGCAUUCAAGGUAACCCUGGCACGCCAUUUCCUAUCGGGAAAAUACCAGAGUCAAAAUCACAAUUACAGUGCUCUGUUGAGGCAGAAUGGUUCGCUGCGUAUGCAUCAUACAACGGUGAAUAAUAAUGCUCUUGAGCACUAUAGCUCAUAUCGUGUUGUGCAAUUGCAAUGUCGUGACCCAAGCCAUCAUCUUUCUCUACAGGAUAGCAUAAGGACAACAACGACGACUACAACCGUCAACAGUGGCAAUGGCAGCGGAGUCGCCGGAGGAACAGCAGGCGGAGUAAUUGGUGCUGGCGGGAGUGGUACUGGCAGCGGAAGUUCAACACUUAUUGGCGGACAUCAUCAUAAUCAUCAUCAGGGCUGCAGCAAUAGUUGUAGAUCUUCGCAGCAUCGCAACCGCUGUGCAUCAAUUGGUUCUCAAUCUACGCUUCUUAACUCCCAAAUAGGACCCAAUACCCCAGCUCAACAUCGACUGCUACAGACUCAAAUAUCCCAACUGUCUUCGGUAGGUGAUGCAAACUCGCUAAUGGAAUGCGAUAUGACUGGAGGAAACACAGCUCCCCAAUGUCAUCAUCCCUCUGCAUAUAGGCUAAAGGAAAUACGCAGACAACGUUCUAGAGGCAAUGACGACUGUCACUCUAUAGACUCGUCGGCUCCUUCUCAUCACUGGAGAGAUGACCCUAAACGUUGUGUUUCUAUGCAUGAAACGGAGCUGUACACCAAACCAAUGGCUCCACAUAUAAUGGCGGCCACACUAGUGGCAACACAGCCUAUACAACCAAUGCACUCAAUAGCUGAACUUAGUAUAGAAAGACCAACAAGAUCAAGAUUAAAGUUAUCACGCAUAAUUACCAGGCGCCAACAAGAUGCUUUUGCAUUACAAUCUAGUCCAAGGGUAGAGUUAAUGAGACCUCAAUAUAAGGUGGAUAAAGCUUCGGUAAAAACGAUUAAUUCUCUGGCCGAUAAGUUCAAGUGGAGAACUAAGCGAAAAUUAACCAAAAAACGAACACCCGCAUUGAAAAAUGGCGAGGAGUAUGAUGAUUCCGCGAGCCUAGGUCCUCCUCUACCUACAACGGCCCUUAUGAAGGUAGUUUACACUACAGCAGCGGGAGCUGAUCUUGAACCAGAAUUAACACUUAACACAGAUGGUUCGUUGGGUUAUCGUACUCCACAUGCGUUAUGAUGACACAUCAAUGAAUUGUCACCAUUACGAAUGAAUGAAAAGUUGAACCAUGAAAUGGAGAAAGAAGAAUACGAAUUAAAUCAAUUUAGAUAAGACUGCUGAAAACAAACAAAACUAAACAAAAGGAAAGAAAAUACAAAAAUAGAACAGAAAUUUAAUGUAUAAAAAGCGUACAAGAAGAUUGUGAUGUUCAAGUGUCCAAAAUUCAAAAUGAGAUUCUAGUUUUUUUAGCUUAUUUAUAUGUAUAGUGACUUAACUAGUUGGCUGCUGAAUACUUGUUACUCUUGUUAUUUUUCUAGAUACAAAUUUCAACAACCUUGACUUUGAUAUAACAAAGACAAGAAAAUAAUAUAUAACGACAAUAAAUUGUCAUAGUUUAUAACAGAUAAUAGUGUUUGUUCAACAAAAGAGAAUAAAAAAAACUUUACAGCAUCAUCAAAAAAAUCUAUGAUUUGUGAAUUUAAAUACCUACCGACUACAUACUUAUAAAGUGGUGAAAAUACAGUUAAAAUAAAUUGUAAGUGUUAAAUGUAAACGUUAACAUGUAACGUUAAAUUACUCCAUUAAAAAAGGCUCUCAUAACGGAAAUUAACUCAUUGAUUGAUACUUCAAAAAACAAAUUAAAGUGUCUCAAAUUUAACGCCUACACUUUGUGGAAAACAAAGUGUAGGCAUGUUUAAAUAAUUUUAACAUAUUUUAAUAAUUUUACAUCAACUUGGUUAUUGUUUUCGCCCACAAAUUUUAACUUACAUUUAAAUAUGAUUUUUAUUGUAAAAGUAAUAAAUAAAAUGUCUUAAAGCUAAUUGACAUGUAAAAACUCAAAGUAACGUUUAACUUGUAAUGACAAUUUUUUAUCGUAAAGAUUAGAAAGAUUCAAUGGUAUUAAAAAAACGAAAAUAUUUUAAAAAUUUUACAAUUUCUUAUUCUGUGUGUUAUUUGUUUUUACACUUGUAAAGAUUAGUUAGAAGUCCUUUGUUCAAUUUUACCACUUUAUAUACAUAUGAAUGUACAUGUAAACACUUCUAGAAACUCCAUUGUUACAGUUUAGGUGACGGUUUUAUAGUUCACACUAAGGAAUGAAAUUUUUCUGAUUUCAUAUAAAUUUUGAAAUUUAGAUUUCUCUUAGUGAGAACUGUAAAACUUGUCCUAUGCAAUUUUAGUAACUUGUAGACGAGGUUAGAUACUAAUAAUGGUAGAUAAAAUGUUAAUAUGUCGCAAAGUCAUACUCAAUAAACAUAUUUAAAACAAAAUAGAUUAUCAAAAACUUGAAUUAUUUUAAUUUGCCAUAAAAACAAAACUUUAAUGACUAAUUUAAUGUUCCGAGUUAAAUUAAAACAAUAAAACUUAUUCAAUUUACUAAAAUGUUCAACUUGCUAGAAGUUUUAAAACUUUAAACGUGAUAUCAUAAGAAAUAGAAAAAAAGUCCUCUUUAAUAAGUUAAUA